Molecule: messenger RNA, 783 nt
Organism: Saprolegnia diclina VS20
Lineage: Eukaryota; Oomycota; Saprolegniomycetes; Saprolegniales; Saprolegniaceae
Exons: 1
Coding region: 1-771 (256 amino acids)
Molecular function (GO): oxygen binding; heme binding
Source: RefSeq, a predicted model, not a curated record
AUGGGGUGCCAAGGGUCGUCCGAGCGCUACGCAGUGCACACCAAGGCGGAUGGCAGCCUCGUUCUCUCAAGAGACCACCGACGACUGCUGCUCAAGUACGCGCCUCACUUUAUCGCGACCCGCAUGCCCACGGACAAGGACGAAGCGCUCAUGAGCCAGAGCUGGGACGACGUCAUUGGCCGCCGACUCCGCGGCGAGAUGCAACACCGGCAAAAGCAGCAACAACAAGAGAAGCAAGAGACCGAGCCGGACGCCGAGGCCUCCAGCGCCACGUCGGCGAUCGUGCAAUUCUACGAUACAUUUUUCGGCCAACUCUACAGGCUCAACCCCGAGACCCGCGCGGUGUUUCGCAACUCGAUGCACGUCCAGAGCAAAGCGCUGGUCAAUAUCGUCGGCGCGAUUCGACACAUUUUGCACUCGGCCGAUGCGUGCGCCGACAUGACGGCGCUGGCCGUGAGCCACAUUCAAUAUGGCGUCAAGCUCGAGUACUUUGACUGCCUCGGGGUUGCGCUCGCGGCGACGCUGCGCAAAUUGGGGGGCGACCUCUGGAACGAUGACGUGGCCGACGCGUGGCACACGGUGAUUGCGUACAUCAUUUGCCUCUUGAUCCCGCCCUACUUGGAGCGCACGAAGCGGAAAAGCCGACAGCAUCUUUUGACAACACCACCAAGUGCCAAGACGACGCACCCGCUUCUGUCGUCGAGCGCAACGACGAUGCGCAUUGCUGUCGCCUACAAUGGGCCGCCGAGCUCCCUGCGUCCCGUCUCGUAAUAGAUGAUUUUC